This is a messenger RNA of Anopheles funestus (African malaria mosquito), 5746 nucleotides long. RefSeq names its product plasminogen activator inhibitor 1 RNA-binding protein-like. NCBI's taxonomy places the organism in Eukaryota, Metazoa, Arthropoda, Insecta, Diptera, Culicidae. The record is from RefSeq and is a predicted model, not a curated record. The coding region runs from base 845 to 2428 and encodes 527 amino acids. Gene Ontology annotation, cellular component: cytoplasm; nucleus. Gene Ontology annotation, molecular function: RNA binding. The transcript has a single exon.
GCAUUUGAAGAGCAAUUAUGUCAACCGAGUGAAGGGAGAGAAAAAACUCACAUCUCAGCGGACGGAAAAUGUGCGAUUGCGAAAAAGUGUGGGAAAAGUAGUGUCUUUUAGCGAACGAAACUGCUGGAGAACGCAGAAAAACCACACGCGAACGUGAAAAGCACGCACGGAACAGCAAGCAGGGCGUAGCAUACUGUGCGUACAGCAGUAGUCGUUGCGAACAGCAGUGGUGCGUUAUUCGAACAGUUAAAUCUCGAAUCACGCCAGCCGUCAGAGCUCGUGGAUCGAUUUCUGCCAUUCUUGCACGAGGAAAAUAGCAGCAGGCACAGUGUCCCAUCGGACAGUAUCCCGUGUGCGCACGAGUGUGUGAACGAGGCAAUGGUGUACCGAAGGUGAACCGGAGCGAGAUAGAACCAAAAAAGAGCGCAGUUGGUGUGAACACCCGACCCCGACCGCACCGGAAUCGGGUAAAGCAAUCCUACCCCCAAUCCCGCCCUUCACGCGGCCAUCAGCGCACCUGCCCCACCGUGUUGCCGGCCCCCACCGUUUUUGUGGUGGCUCCCUUCACACCAAUACAGCGCACGCACAGUAUUUGAAAAGCGAGCAGCAUAAGCGCGUGUGCGAACAAUCAAACGGCGGGCACGCGGUUUUCUUCGCUGCGCGCCUACUAGUAGAGCACCGUGCGCGCAAGUGUGUGUGUGUGUAUCGUGUGCGAGAGCGAGUGUGUGGUUGUGUUGCAGCACGCGACCCGUGCGUCAGUGUGUUGGUGUGAUCAGUCGCAGUUCUUUUUCCGCUUCCGAGACGGCGUUUUUUCGCUUUCGUCUUCUGAGUGGUAGCACGCGAGAUGGAGAACACGUCCUACGGAAUAAAUGUGGCGAAUCGCUACGAUCUGUUUUGCAUCGACGACGAUGCGGGCGAUCCGAUCGAGGCCAUCCUGAAGAGUAAACAGAAGCAGCAGAAAAAGCAACAGCAGCAGCCGCAGCCGCAGCAGCAGCAAACUGGUGCCACUACAGCAGCAGCACCGGCAGCUCAAUCGCAGCAGGCGAAAUCGAACACGAAGAGUGGUGAAAAGGAGAACAAGGCUGGUGGUGGUGGUGGUGGCCGGGGAGCUGAAAAUCGGCACCCGGACAAAUCGGCCGCGGACGCAAAGCACGCACAGACGAACGGAACCGGCAAUCAUUUACAUAAUCAGCGCAGUGGCGGUGGCGAACGACGGGGCAUCAAGGAAACGCAGAAAGAUAACAUCCGCAAUCAGGAAAACCAGCGAGGCACUAAUCCGGGAGCUAAGUUCCCGCGCGGACCAAACAAGAACGGCACGGUGGGCGGUGGUGGCAACGAUGACAAGUAUCCGCGUAAGCCGCGCGACUUCGACGGCGAAGGACAGAGGAAACCGUACGCCCAGAACGGUGCUGGUGGUGGUGGUGGCGUGAAGCGGUUCGAUGGGCGCGGCAAGCGCGAACUGGACCGUCAAUCGGGCUCGAACAAAACCGGAAUCAAGGCGGUGGACAAGCGGGACGGUGCCGGAUCGCACAACUGGGGCAGCUCGAAACAGGACGCCAAGGAGUACUCGAACAAUCCGGAUCAGGACUAUCAGCCACAGGACGCGGACACGAGUGCGGAAGCGAACGCGGAACGUACGAACGUGAGCAAUGGUGGUGCCGAAGAGGCGGGCGCCGAUGGUACCGGUGCCGCCAAAUCGGACGACGAGGCUAAGGAAAUGACGCUGGACGAAUGGAAGGCACAAAAGGCGGCCGUUAGACUGAAGCCACAGUACAACCUGCGGAAGGCGGGCGAGGGCGAAGACUCGAGCCAAUGGGAUAAGAUGGUGGCCCUGGACCGGAAAUCGAACGUGAAGGUUGCACUGGAAAAGAGCGGUGCCGGUGCCGACGGUGCCGAGGAGGACGAUGGUAACGACACUCACAGCAAGCCGGUUACGUCGGGUACCGGUGGUGGUGGUGGCAGCGGCAAGAAAAAGGAGUUUCUGGAAAUUGAGUACCACUUCAACGACAGCCGUCGGGGUGGAUUGGGCCGUUCGAGAGGUGGACGCGGUGGCCGUGGAGGAGGUGGCGGUGGCCGCGGUAUGGGUCGUGAAGGCGGUGGUCCGGGCGGUAGACGCGAAUACGGCGGUGGAGACAACUAUCGGGGCGGUGCGGACGGUGGCGAGGGUGGUGGCCGAUUCAACCAUUAUGGCAGUGGUGGCGGUGACGGUGGCGAUGGUGGCGGCGACCGGCCACAGCGAGACUACAACCGGCGUAACAAUCGACCACCGAUGGGUGGUGGUGGUGGCGGCGGCGGCGGUGGUCCGGAUCGGAACUACGAAGGUGGCAUGAACAACAAGUACAGCAGACCGAAUCCGCGAUCGGCCAAGCAGCAUGUACCGGCUGCCCCGAAGGUGGACGAUGAGCAUGACUUCCCGUCGCUCGGUUAAAUAUGGUGGUGCAUCCAUGCUUAAUCGUUUGGUUGCGGGUGGUCCGGAUCAAUUCAACGUGUCCCCGUCCUCCAGUCCCCUUCUCGGAUCAGGUGUUAACAGCGAGGCGCCGGUACACAUGCACACACACAUACAUACACACACUCAUGCCAGAUAACCAGAAGGAGAGAACAGAGAGAGGGAGAGAGAGAGAGAGUCAAGGAAGACGAAGAAGAAAGUGAACGUUUUGAUGAAUGAAUAUUAGAAUUAUGUUUGAAAUGUUUCCCCCACUCCCCCAUCCCCCUCUUCCUUUUUGUGCGUAUCUUACUACGCGUGUUGCUUUGAAGGAUUAAGUUUAGUAUAUCUGAUUAGUGUUCAAGAGAGAAAGGAUUUUCGGGUGGAAAGAUGUUGCUGCUGCUGCUGCUGCCACAGUGCUUUAAUUACUGCGUGCAUGUGUGUGAGUGUGUGCGUGUGUGUGAUGAAUUCUCUAACCCCCCCGUCCUUCUUUUUCUUAUUCUUCUUCUUCGACUUCUACACAGAAGAACACAACACAGCAGGCAAUACAAAGUAAACAAACAAGUUGCGUUAAGGGAAAUGUGUGGUGUUCCUGCUUUUAGGGACAAAGAAAAAAGGCAUUGAGAUUAAAAGACGACUGUAACUCCUGGAGGGGGGGUCGGGGGGGAGUAUACACGACAGUCGUAUUCUCUUAACUUUACAGCAACUGAAGCGCAGAGGAAAUGUGAACAACCCAGAGAUAAGAGUGUUAAUGGCAGGCCAUCAAAUAAGAAACGGAACAAAUAUCAAUUCACCUCGAACACACCAUCCCUCACUAGUAGUCGAUUUAUUUGUUUGUUUUGAUUUUGUUUUUCAAAGAAGAUUCUGGCAGGUAAAGAAAAAUCAACUGGUACAUGCAUGAGAGGUCCAGUAGUUUGUUAGUCAUAUGUAUCUUUAAGCUUCCGAAGGUUAAUUGAACGAAAUGGAACUGGAUAUCGGUCUUACAAUCGUGCAUGUUUGUGCGUGUGUGUGUGCGGGGUAGAUAAGAAGAGCUAAGAAGAGGGGGGAGGGGAUAGCAUGUGGAAGGUGGGGUGGAUGUUUUUUAGCAUCCUGGCAAGUCUUCGCGACCUCUUCUCCCACAUUAAUAGUCUGUUAGAGUGUUGUUUCAUGAAUAUGAGUUUUUUGUUUAUUGGAAACCACCCAUCGUCCUUACACAAACCGGAAUGGUGAAUGUUUCAUUGCGUUUCUCAUCCCCUUUUUAAACGGUAUUACGAUUUUCGUAGCAUCAUUCGAAACCAUUGUUUUGCAAUAUAUACGUACAUAUAUAUUAUUAGUUUUCUUUACCCCCAUUCUCCAAGUUGUAUAGUGAGCCUCGCUUUCGUUUCAACGUUACUAUAUGCCUUUUUGCUUCUCGUUUUUUAAAUGCGAGAAAUAUUCUCUUCUAUACAUACAUAUACUAGGCGAGGACUUCAUUAUUCUUACUCUCGUUCCAUAUGCCAACGAAUUCGUUUUACUAUACUGGAACAAACAUAAACAAACAAACAGAAAACCAGCUGGCAAAUGGUGAAAAAGCCGGAACACAAACUCUCGAUGUAAUAAAAUUGCCUGCUGCUGAUGCUGAUUUGCAAAAAUACGGAAACUAAACCCAAACACUAAUAUACAUCAGUAUCAAUAUAAACAAGAGGUUGCACUUCCUGAUAGUAAGAGAGAAAAGUAAGGCAAGAAAGUACCGCAAGAAGCAAUGAUAAGAAAAGGGGAACACUUAACCCGCAAAAACACAAACUCUCGAUCGCGGUCUUGCUGAUUGUAAACGCAGAAUGAGCGAACACACAACGAAGAAGAAAGAGCACGUCGGAUGUGUGUUGUGUUGAAUGAUCCAGAAAAGAUGCUCGUUGCACGUUCAUUUUUAUUUGACAAUUUUCUUAAGUUAAGCUUAAUUAUCUAUAGCGGUCGUGAAAAAAGCAGGAGAUAACGAAUAAAGCAGCAGCGCGCUCGAAGGGUAAUUUUGUUUUGUGAGAUUCUUUCCAUAUGCUGCAAAAACGUGUUAAGAUUCGACGGGAAUGCAAGGACUAGUGUAAGUUCCCCCGGGGGGCUACAGAUAAUUCUUGCCGGCAACAUAUAACCAGGGAGAGCAAUAUUUUUCAUCGGCAAGUGUUUUUGCAAAACCACUAGGGCCACUAGGCACGAACAGCAGUGCAAACAGUGAACGACCGUACCAAGAAUGAAUCAAACUUGUGCAGCAAGGAAAGCGACAUCUUUUGUACUGCAUCAUGAUGCCCUUAAGUAAUAAAACAAACUUUGUUUAAGUGUAAUGAAAGUUGGGGGGAUUUUUUUUUGUUUGCGGGGCGAUAUUCGGGAACACUAGAAUGAUUUCCAUGCGUUUCUACAUACAAAAAAACCCCCGAUUGUGAAAAUGCGCUCGCGCUGAAUUUUUCGAUGGUGGGUGUGUGUGGAUUACGGCGUGUUGUCCCACACACUUUUUCCGUUCGACCGAGGGAGGAUCGUGCACGGAUUGUUACAAAAAUAGCAACAUAAAACGACAAGCAAAAAGAUCCACACGAAAUGAGAAAAGGGGAUGUGUACGAGUUGCUAAGGCAGAGCAGCGAUCAGAUUGUAAAGAAAGGGAUGGACGGAACACGUUAGUUGCCGAGUAGACACUGGUUUGGUGACUAUUGCGCCGGGUAUCACAUCACCAAGAAACGGCAAAUCAGCAAACAGCAAAAAGGAGCAUUUUACAACAAUGUGUUGUACACACAGGCAAAAGGGCGCGAUCGUAUCGUGAUCGUCCAUUUAUACGUUGCUCACGGAAACAUGCGAAACCAAAACUAUACACUGAUCGUGCGAGUAUGGAACAGAGAAGGAAAACAAAAAAAAUCCACACGCAAUAGUACGUUACUUCUCGACGGUGAAAAAAAUGAGGACACACUCUGCUGUGUUUCACAAACUCAAUAUUCUACUACGUCAACGAGGGAGGGGGAAGAGGCACGCAUCGUGUAAAAGUUAAAAUGCGUGCAAAAAAAAGAAGAAGCAAAAUGAACAGAUAAUAUUAGUUGUUAAGGCAUGGCAAACAUAAUUGCCCCACUACUAGUUUCUUUCCAUGCAUACACACGGCAGCCGAACACACAGAACAAUUUGACGUUGCUGCCGGUGGGUGAAACAAAUUAAUCCACUAAUAAAGUCCCGACGAUCGAUGUCCCGGACGGGGGGGGGGAAACAAAAAAGGUUUGAAAACUAUUUUAAUCGUUAGGAAACAAUGAGACAAUUAGUACAUGUAUGCAACAUUAAUAAAAAGGAAAAACAAUGAACAUCAAGAAUAAAGCAAGAUCUCGACUCUGAAACCUGUAA